AUGAAAUUGAAGAAUGUGAAAUCUGCUUUAUCUGCCUGGAGUAAGGCAACUUUUGGUUAUAUUUUCAAGCAACUGACAGUAAGGGAAGAGGUGGUGAGAAUUAAAGAACAAUGUUUUGAAGAGGAUCCUACUCCUAUGAACAGGAUGGUGCUACAGCAAGCACAAGCAGCAUUGAAAAAAUAUAUCAGAAGAAUUCAGAAUCAGCAAGGAGUAUGGAUAGAAGGUGAGUCACUUUUGGCAGAAGAAGCUUGUAGAUUUUACCAACAGCAGUUCUCUCAAGAGGUUGAUCCAUUAGACUUUGAAUUGCUACAACAUGUUCCUAGUAUGGUGGAUCAGGAUACUAACAAUCAGCUGGUGUGUUUGGAUAUUGUUGGUGCUAAUGUAUACAAUCCUGUGAAAGCCUUUUUUGAUGGCCAAACUCUUCCAAAGUCAGUCACACAUACCAACCUGGUACUAUUACCAAAGAAGAAUAACAUUGAGACCUUUGCUGAUAUGAGACCAAUCAGUCUCAGUAACUUCAUCAACAAGGUUAUUUCUAGAGUGGUUCAGGAUAAACUGGAUGGCAUUCUUCCUUCUCUGAUAUCUCCCAACCAGUCUGGAUUUUUUAAGGGCAGAUGUAUUAUUGAAAAUGUCCUUCUAACUCAAGAAGUUGUGACUGACAUUAGACUAAGAGAAAAACCAGCUAAUGUUGUACUUAAGCUUGACAUGGCUAAAGCAUAUGAUAUAGUAUCAUGGAGUUACUUGAUCAGAGUUUUAAGGAAGAUGGGAUUUGUAGAAAUUUUCAUAGAUAUGGUUUGGAGGCUGAUAGCAAAUAAUUGGACAACAAAUACUCUAUGGGCAAACUACAUGUGGAUCAAAUAUUGCAAAAGGCACAGUCCUCAGACUGUGCAGUGGAAGGGAGGUUCUCAAGUAUGGAAGGCUAUGAUAGAGGCUAGAGAUAAUAUAGAGCAAGAAAUAUGGUGGGAACCAAGGAGUGGAACUGCAAAUGUAUGGUUUGACAACUGGACAAAGCUAGGGGCUCUAUAUCACAUCAUUCCAGAUGAUUUUGAGAUAGAUGAGGGUGUUCAGGAUGUAAAAGAACUUAUGUUGCAGGAUGGUUGGAAUAUAGGAAAAUUGCAGUAG
This is a messenger RNA of Lycium barbarum (goji berry), 1122 nucleotides long. RefSeq lists its product as uncharacterized. The transcript has 4 exons. NCBI's taxonomy places the organism in Eukaryota, Viridiplantae, Streptophyta, Magnoliopsida, Solanales, Solanaceae. The record is from RefSeq and is a predicted model, not a curated record. The coding region runs from base 1 to 1122 and encodes 373 amino acids.